AUCGUUCUGGAGAAUAGUCGUUAUAACCAAUAUGGUGCAGCAAAUUAUGUCUAAACAAAGUUUCAAAGAAGCAAAUGAAGAGGCGUCUUUUUCUAAAUGUGUCUAUAAUGAAUCAUCUUCAGAAACACCAACAUCGAAUACAAAAUUAAUGAAAAUUAUACUUGCAUUAUCUUUAACGUCCAUUGUGAUCAGCCUUGCAUCGAUGGUGUGCGUAUUAACCCUAGCAAAGUUGGAAUGUCACGGUCAAAACCAAGAGGUCGUUCCGGAGGACACAGCUACUUUUGCUCCUAAAGCAAAAGCACUAAGGAUUGUAACACGAAACGAGUGGUUGGCUCAACCUCCAAGGGAAAGAUUAGACGAUCUGAAACUUCCUGUUAAUAAAGUUAUCAUCUCACACACAACGACUGAGGAAUGUAAAACGCAGUCAGCUUGUCUCUAUCGAGUUCGAUCCAUCCAAGGUCAACACAUUGGUGCUGAAAACUAUGGCGACAUUGGCUACAACUUCCUAAUCGGAGGCGAUGGCAAUGUUUACGAGGGACGUGGUUGGCUCAAGGAGGGAACAUUUGUAAGAGGUCAAAACACUAAAAGUAUUGGUAUCACCUUCAUCGGAGACUAUCGUCACGAGGCACCCUCACAGGCCCAAAUGGAGACGAUGGAUGCACUGCUGAAAAGUGGAAUCAAAAGUGGCCAUCUGACACAAGAUUACAGACUGUACGGAAGCUGUCAGUUUAUGCAAACGGAAAGCCCUGGAAGAUUGCUGUAUGUAGAGUUGAAAAAACAUUCCCAUUGGAGCGAUGCACAGUGGGAAAAAAGGGCCUAAAAAAUUACCGCAACAUGAUUUCGCGCAAACCAUCGACUGC
Messenger RNA from Culex quinquefasciatus (southern house mosquito), 860 nucleotides. Its product is annotated as peptidoglycan recognition protein. Gene Ontology annotation, biological process: peptidoglycan catabolic process. The transcript is spliced from 4 exons. Lineage: Eukaryota; Metazoa; Arthropoda; Insecta; Diptera; Culicidae. Gene Ontology annotation, molecular function: zinc ion binding; N-acetylmuramoyl-L-alanine amidase activity. The coding region runs from base 32 to 820 and encodes 262 amino acids. The record is from RefSeq and is a predicted model, not a curated record.